Molecule: messenger RNA, 2399 nt
Organism: Dreissena polymorpha
Lineage: Eukaryota; Metazoa; Mollusca; Bivalvia; Myida; Dreissenidae
Exons: 2
Coding region: 159-2255 (698 amino acids)
Source: RefSeq, a predicted model, not a curated record
AUGGCCAAACCGUUACCAGACCGUUCCGACCGCUGGCCAUGUCUGACGAAAAGAACGCCGGGACCCAGUGUGUGUAUCCUGCUGAAGACUGAAGAAGUUGUGUUAAUCGUUACUGUUACUUUUUAUCUGUAAAUAUCUUAUCUACGCACCACUCCUAGAUGUCAUCCACAUCGACUGAUGUGGAAAGGGCGUCGUGCAGGAUCGGGCGUGUUGAUGGCCGAGAUAUCUUUCGGGAGGUGGAAGAGGCGAAUGACCGUGGUAGGCUAUGGGUGUCCGGGCGCGACCUUGUCAUCGAGUUAGGUACAAUGUUGCCAUUAGACCAUGAAAGAGUGGAAAGGGCGGUAGAAGGCCAGGUUAGUAUGGCCAGGAAGAGAGGUAAACUCUGGUUUAUUCGGGAGGUGAGGGCGUACGGCAUUCACAUCCUAAGCGAUAAGUUCAUUAGGAGGGUGUUGGUAGAACCACAGAGGCGCAGGGGAGUUCCAGGAGCGUCACUGACUGCAAAGCGGUCACGGGGUAAAGUAGAUCUACCUGAGGCGGGUCUGUCGCUUGCCCGGGUUCCUACCGCAGUGGAUUUCCCUGAAUUGCCAUUGGGGUCGGGAUCUAUGGUGGUGAAGUCUGAGCCCCAGGUGGGUGUACUCAUCCCCAAUCCAAUAUCGCUGGAAUCCCAUAAGUUGCCAUUGUCGGAAUUGGGAAGAGUUAAGGUUGAACCCGAAAAAGAGACCGAUGUCUCUGUUUCAGUGGGGUCUGAGGUUGAGUAUUGCUCAGAAAGGGAGGUCAUAAUCAUCUCGGACUCUGAAGAGAUGGAAGUUGAAACGGUAGAAAAGGUCGGGUUUAGCUGGCCCGUAGUCGAGGAAAGAGAGGUCGGGUUUAGUUGGCCUGUGAUUGAGGACGGAAAGGUCGGUAUUCACCGGCCUGAAGUUGAGGUGGAGGGGCCCGUAUGUAUGGACCGGAGUGAGAGACGGUCUAGGCGUACGGAGGAGGAAGGGUGUUUGGAGGCCAGGGAUAGGUCACGGUCCAGACAUGAUGAAGGGAGGGGAGAGAAGAGGGUCCGAAUAUGUCCGUUGUGCGGACUAAAUACAGGGUCGGUAAGGCUUCAUGUGAUGUCAAGGCAUCUUCCGCCUGUGUUUGGGCAGGAAGCUUGGGAGGACCCGAGAUUGGAUCGCGUUAGGUUCAGGGGUGUUAUUUGUCUUAUCGGUGGUCUGGGCCUCCAGAGCAUUGAUGAGGCUAUGCUAUUUGUGCAUAGGGUGAAGUUGGCGAUCCCAGAAAGGUCUUGGCUGUAUGACGGAGAUCAGGCUUGGCUAGAAAGGGUGUGUCGUAGAUUUCUAUGGAGCAUACCAUCUGUGUUCCAUGUGGCACGUGUGAACUCACGGGCACUUCUUUUUCAUUGGAGGGUAAUGGCUGCACUGCUAAAAUUGUGCGGACCAGAAUUCAGAGAUAAUUUUGUUGCUCAAAAGUUUAGUCGGCGUAAAGUGGUCCCGGCGACUGAGUCGGCACAGGCUGCUGAGCUGACACAAAGACCAGGGCCAUCGUCUACAGUAUCAAUGGAGGUUCAGGCGACUGGAUCGACACAGGGCGCUGAGUCGAUACAGGAGCUCGAACCCGUACACGAAGUGUUUCGGGUAACUGGGUCAGCUCAGAAAACGGAGUUGGCACAGAGACCCAGAUCAAGUUGCAGUGUGGGGAUAGAUAAUGAGUCGGUACAUAAACUACAUAAACCCGGGCCAGUCCAGUUACUGUUAUCAGAAACUAGGGUGACAGAGUCGAAUUCGAAUGUUGGAUUGACUGGGGUAACGAGCGGUGUUAUGGGAGGUGCACAGGAUGUGUCGGAGUCCCAAGUGGCAGGGUCAGUGACGGAGAGAGGGAGUGUUGAGUAUGGGGAACUUGAGGACGCUCCUGUGGUCCUUGAGUGGGUGUUUGCAAGGAAUGUGGAACUCACCGCUUUCGAUAGCCAUUUUCAUCUUGACCGAAGUUGCAAAGUGACUCGGUCUGGUUCCCUUGAGGCGUUGGUGGGACACUCCAUAGGGCCUAUGCCUGAAGUGCGGGUGAGGGUUACUGGGGGGAUUGCAAAUUACUGCGAUCCACCCAGUUACCCUAGAGAAUACCCUUGUGUCACCGGCUUCGGGUCGGCUGUUGGGGUGCACCCAAAGGCAUCUCGUGGGAACGUUGAGGAGCUUGUGAAGCUGGUUGAGAGAGAGUUACGAAUGGACGGGGGUGAUCGCUUUGGGGGAAAUUGGUUUGGACCAGAAGCGGCCUGAGCGUGAGUGGGGCGAGCAGGAGGUGAUGUUUGUGAAGCUGUUAGAGCUGGCCUGCCCUAGGCGACCAGUUAUCCUUCAUAUUCGGGGACGAGACACUUACUCUUGUGGGGUGAGUGCUCUCGCUCUCCGUCUUAUGAGGGAGAA